This is a messenger RNA of Geosmithia morbida, 558 nucleotides long. Its product is annotated as Thioredoxin. The transcript is spliced from 2 exons. The record is from RefSeq and is a predicted model, not a curated record. NCBI's taxonomy places the organism in Eukaryota, Fungi, Ascomycota, Sordariomycetes, Hypocreales, Bionectriaceae. The coding region runs from base 1 to 558 and encodes 185 amino acids.
AUGCAUACCCUGUCACUGCGAGCACGAGCACUAGUCCGGCCUGCUUCUGCCAAGCUACCGUUCGGUGUCGUCAAUUCUCGUCGUCACCUGACGCUCCCGCCAUCAUCCAAACCUGUCGAGAACCAGGUAUUCGAUCCCGUCCGCUACCCCAGCAGCCUCCACACCUACAUAUCCCUAUCCACCGCCUCCAACGCCACCCUCCUGACCCUCUGGUCGGCCUCGUGGUGCCCCUCGUGCCGCGCCGUCGAGCCCCUCGUCAUCUCGCUCGUGCGGGACGCCCGCGUUGGACAGGAGGACGGCAGCCCCGUCAACCUGGUCCGCGUCGACUUCGACGCCCCCGACACGCAGGAGCUGGCGUCGCGCUACAUGAUCACCGCGCUGCCCACCCUGCUCGCCUUCGACGCCAGGAGGGGCGAGCCGGCCGCCAGGUUGUCCGAUCCCAGGAAGAUGGCCGAGAGGGGUUUCCUCCAGGAGUGGAUCAGGGAACAGGCUGCCGGUGGUGGUAAUGCUGGUGGCGGGGGCGGUGCUUCUUCCUUCGGGGGUCUGUUUGGACGAUGA